Molecule: messenger RNA, 635 nt
Organism: Sitophilus oryzae (rice weevil)
Lineage: Eukaryota; Metazoa; Arthropoda; Insecta; Coleoptera; Curculionidae
Exons: 3
Coding region: 135-635 (166 amino acids)
Source: RefSeq, a predicted model, not a curated record
CAAUAGUCUAACAACAGAUAAUCUACAUUUUAUUAACUCUCAUCAGAACUAACAUCUACAAAAGGCGUUAAGAAAAAUGCGAUAACAUACGCAACUAAACAAAGCAUGGUCGGCUUUAAAAUGUGGGGCACAUAAUGUACCCAAUGGUGCAACGUCAACGUGACCAGCAACACCAAAAACCGAACCAAACUCGGAACCGCGCAGGCCUUCUAGAGCAGCAACCGACCGUGUCCGUAAUAUCCCGAGGCCGUUUCCAGCAGCACGACGUUCUCGAGCCGUUGCAAGAGGUAUCCGUUGCGCAGCAAGAACUCACGGACGACGACGAGGAAGAGCAGAGGCUGCCGAAGAGACCGUUGCACAGGAGAUUUUUCACUUACGUCAGAGAGGCGUGGACGGGAGUCAAGUCAGCCUUAGGAUAUACCUUAUAUGAUCGGAAGAGAACUAAAGAAAUAAGAAAAACAUGUAAAAUAUGGGAUGUAGCCAGAUGGACAAGAAACAGGAGAAGAGAGUGGAGAGACCAUGUGGAUGAACAAUACAAAACGGCUCCUAAGAAUAACAGAAAUACGAACACUUACAAGAUUAUAUUACAAUUACAGGAUAUACCUUAUAUGACCGGAAGAGAAUUGAAAAAAUAA